This is a messenger RNA of Phyllotreta striolata, 2136 nucleotides long. Lineage: Eukaryota; Metazoa; Arthropoda; Insecta; Coleoptera; Chrysomelidae. The record is from the annotation of a GenBank genome assembly.
AAGUAGAAAAAAGUGUGAAAAAGCUUUAAAUUUUCUCGUUCAUUAUACUAAAAAUUACUCAGGUGCUAUCCAAAAUUCUAGCGAAUAAAAUGAUAAUUUCUGUACUGAGCUAAUUCGAUCGAGAAUUGACAUCUACAAUGAAUUUUAUAAUCAAGAUUUUUACAAUAUUUGCCGCAGUCACCCUUUGUUGGGCAAGGAAACAUACUUUACAAAUUACGAACGAUGCCCGCAAAUAUAUUCCAUUAAGCAAUUUCGGGUUUUUCAUGGGAGGAUAUUUGAGUGUCCAACUCACGAACUUUACUACAGAUAUCAAAAAUAAUUCAUCUAUAUUUGGUUUCAGCCUGGAUAAAACGAUAAAUGAUGGAGUAAACCCUUAUCUCGAGGGACAUGAAGAACACUGCAUUUUGCAAGAAAAGUUGAAUAAGCCCCAAACCGAGGAAAUAAUCUAUUUUAUUUUGAACCGUGAAAAUAACAGGCUCGAUGUAAGAUGUGCCGGCAAACAGAAGCACAUUCACAUUUCCGAGAAAGAUGAUGAAGACGAUGAGUACGAUUACAUUGAGAGCAAUAAAAAAAUAUUGAUAAACGAUAAAGUAGAUUGUACUGAUUUGAAAUUGAACCUAAUACCUUACACCAUCAAUGGUAAAACUUACUAUAAUACCUCCUUUGUAUUGUACAUUAGAACAAUCGAAGAGGAAGGUUUAUACAACUUGAUAUUCUACAACUGCCCGCAAUUCGAUAAGCUAAACAAUAAUGAUAUUCACGUGGAUUUCAACAUACACAUCGUCGAGCACAAUCCGAGUAGUUUUCUAUCGGCCGGUGACAUGCCAUUGCCCGCUCUUUAUUGCAUGUUAUCGAUACUCUUCCUGCUCUCCGGCAUGUUCUGGGUGUUCUUAUUAAAACAAUCCAAACACCCUGUAUUCAAACUGCAUUAUCUCAUGGCCGUGUUGGUUUUCUUGAAAGCUCUAUCGUUGGCUUUCCACGGAGUGAAUUAUCAUUAUAUCGAGCAGCUCGGAGUGCAUUUAGCCACGUGGGCUAUACUAUUUUACAUAGCGCACUUGUUGAAAGGAGCCGUUCUGUUCGUUGUGCUGGGCCUCGUCGGAACGGGAUGGACGUUCAUCAAACACGUUCUCUCUCCUAGAGAUAAAAAGGUGUUUUUGGUGGUUAUACCGCUGCAGAUACUCGUAAACGUUGCCGAAAUAAUAUUGGAAGAAAGCGAAGAAAGCUCUAGGGAGUAUACGACGUGGAAGAAUUUAGCCACUUUAAUCGAUUUAGUGUGUUUAGGAUGCAUUUUGUUUCCUGUCGUGUGGUCUAUCAGACAUUUGCAAGAAGCUUCGCAGACUGACGGCAAAGCCGCUUUGAAUCUGAGAAAAUUGAAAUUGUUCCGUCAUUUUUACGUAAUGGUUGUGUGUUACAUAUACUCGACUAGGAUCAUCGUUUACUUGUUGAAAAUAACCGUUCCCUUUCAAUACGGUUGGUUACACGAAAUGUUCAAGGAAAUGGCCACUUAUGUGUUUUUCGUUCUCACCGCUUACAAGUUCAGACCUGCUUCUCAGAAUCCUUAUUUCGCUUUCGAUGAUGAAGAUGACGAUGAUGAGGUUGAAAUAUUAACCGAGAGUGGUGUGACGGAAGGUUUGAAGAAAAUCAAUUCGAGGAUAGUGAAAAUUCCAUUACACGAGCAAACAUUUACGGAAGUAACAGAAGAGGAAAAGGAUGCAUUGUUGGGGCAGAGAGAAAGCAGUCACGAAUACGAUUAGAUUUCAUUUCUUUUAAAUAUUAAUAUGCUUCAUUUUAUGUUACUGUGAUAUGUUUUAUAUGUAAAUGAUUAUUAGCUCAAACUAAGAUAAAAUUAAAGGCGAUGAUUAAUUUAGCGAAAUGAAAAUCAUCAAAUUAAGCGGUCCAAUUUGUCGAAAUAUUAUUUAAAUUAAACAGGUUUGUCUGGUUUCAUCUUUUUUAUUGGAUAAAGUAGAAAAUUUGCAAUGUAAAACUCAAAUUUGAAUGGACGGAAAGAUUUAUUGUUCUACUUCUCUUAUAAUUCGUAAGCACUCUUAUACCAAAUUUAUAGAAAUAGUUAUGGUUAUAUUUAUUAAGCAGUAGUGUUCAUUUCUUAAAUAUUUUCAAUAAAAUAGUAAUGCUUAA